CACAAAGCUAGUUGUUCAACCUCCUGUCUGUAUGCAGAUUCGUCAUUGUCUUGAAUGAUACCAAUCACUGUUGUAUUAUCUGCAAACUUCAGUACUUUAACAGAGGGAUCCUUUGAGAUGCAGUCACUGGAGAGAAGAGAAGUGGAGAGAGCACAUAGCCCUGGGGAGAGGCUGUGCUAAUUGUACAGCUCAGAGGAUCAUCAGAAGGAGGAAACUGGAAAGAGAAUAUCAGUCUGAAUCCUGAUAUUUUUUGUCACUAGGAAAAAAAUACGAGGAAAAAUUACAGAGGAAUCACAACAAAUAAAGCAGGCGUAAGUUGAAUAAGCAAACUUGGACAAAAGUUUUGAUCUGCAACAUUUGGAAGAUGAUUGGACCCAAGAAAGAAUUAAGGACAACUGACAUAGAAGACGAUUCUGGAAUUUAUGAUCCUUUCACUCCUGAGAGGACGACUGAUGCAAAGAGGGCAAGAAAUGAUGGUAAAUGCAAAGCUCUCAUACUUAAGUGGAUUUUCAACACUAAAUGCAUUAUAGCAUCUUAUAUCCUGAACGUCAUUUCGGUUAUCUUUAUAAUUGUGUUGGCUGUUAAACCUUAUGAAGAAAAACCUUGUCCAAUUUGUGCUCCCUGUGUACGUUUUGCCUGCCCAGAGUCUUGGAUUAUAAAUGACGGGAAGUAUUUCUAUGUAUCAAAAGAAGCAGCAAAUUGGUCUACAAGUUGGAACAUCUGUUCCUCAUUUAAUGCCUCCUUGGCUGUGAUUGCUACACAGAAGGAAUUGGACUUUUGUGCAAGUAUGUUACAUUCCGAUUACUGGUUUGGACUCUCAGGAAAAGAUCAAGUUUGGAAAUGGCCCAAUGGUACAGAGUUUACAAAUCAGUUUCCAGUGAAAGGAGAAGGCUUCUGUGCUUAUGUAAAUGGAAAAGGGGCCGAUAGUACCAUGUGCUCUGUGGAGAAACUUUUUCUUUGCAGCUAUCCAGAAGAUUGUCGCAAAACUUGAUAGAUAACCUCAUCAAAAGAUGGAAGUUCCUGGCUUAAUUGGAAUUCACUGGAGAAGCACAUGUGCCGUAUCUCUCCUCCAAUCACACAUCUGGAUUGGAUACUUGCCAAAUACAUUUUAGUUGUAAUCCAAAUGGAAAGAUGGAAUUAACUAUAAAUUGUACAUGGAUUUAAAUGUAAAACAUUUGGGCAGAAAAAAACUAACGGUAUAAGUACAGAUUAGGUGAGACCUGGCUCAAAAACAGUAACUGUGAAAGGGACCUUGGGAGUCCUAGUGGAUGAUUACUUGAAUAUGAGCCAGCAGUGUGUGGUGACAGCAAAAAAAAAAAAAACCUAAUAGAAUCCUGGGUUGUAUAAACAGAGGCAUAAAAUCAAAAUUACUUGAAGCAUUAAUACCACUUUAUAAAACCUUAGUAAGUAAGUAGCUUAGUGAUGGACAUUGAACAUCAAAAAUGUCAUCAAAAAAAGCACAACAAAGAAUGUUCUUUCUGUGCCAACUCAGGAAGCUCAAGCUGCCCAAGGAGCUGCUGAUACAAUUCUACAGAGGAAUUAUUGAGUCUGUCAUCUGCACCUUUAUAACUGGUUUGGUUCUGCAACCCAACGAGACAGACACAGACUUCAGAGGAUAAUUAGAACGAAAAAUGUAAACAAAAAUUAUUUUUUUUUAAAAAAAGAUUGUGUUGUAAAUAUGAUCUUGAAGUGAGCUCAAAUUGUAUUUUGAAUUUGUUUGGUAACUUUAUUUUAAUAUGUAUAGUAAUACGAUCAAAGUAUUACAGAAAAAACUUUCAUUAAAAUUAUUUUAUAUUUAUGCA
Molecule: messenger RNA, 1802 nt
Organism: Pantherophis guttatus
Lineage: Eukaryota; Metazoa; Chordata; Lepidosauria; Squamata; Colubridae
Product: C-type lectin domain family 2 member D-like
Source: RefSeq, a predicted model, not a curated record